GAGGGCGGGGCUGCGGCUAACAACGGCGAGCUGCCCGAGUCGUCGGUACCUCAGUUCAAUCCACUGACACAAACACACCCGGCCGGAAUCAUGUCGCUCGUCUGUGCUGUUCUGAGUCGAAAUGUUUUGGCCGCUAGAAAUUCUGGCUUGAUGGCGGUGACGCGGUACGUUCAGACUGCAGCUGCUCCGGCCACCGAACCGAGAAUCAAGAAGUUCCAGAUUUACCGCUGGGACCCCGACACCUCUGGAGACAAGCCACGAAUGCAGACAUAUGAAAUUGAUCUAAACACCUGUGGUCCAAUGGUUCUGGAUGCCUUAAUUAAGAUCAAGAAUGAGAUUGACCCCACGCUCACAUUUAGACGCUCCUGCCGUGAAGGUAUUUGCGGCUCCUGUGCCAUGAACAUCAAUGGAGGCAACACGCUGGCGUGUCUUAACAAAAUUGAUACAAACACGAGCAAAUCCACCAAAAUUUACCCACUCCCACACAUGUAUGUGGUCAAAGAUCUGGUGCCUGAUAUGAGCAACUUCUAUGCACAGUACAAAUCCAUCGAGCCCUACCUGAAGAAGAAGGAUGGAGCACAAGAAGGGAAGGAGCAGUAUUUCCAGUCAGUGGAGGACAGGCAAAAACUGGACGGCCUCUACGAGUGCAUCCUCUGUGCUUGCUGCAGCACCAGCUGUCCAAGCUACUGGUGGAAUGGAGACAAAUACCUGGGACCUGCUGUCCUCAUGCAGGCAUAUCGGUGGAUGAUUGACUCCCGUGAUGAAUUCACAGAGGAACGUCUGUCUAAACUUCAGGACCCCUUCUCUCUCUACCGCUGCCACACCAUCAUGAACUGCACUAAGACUUGCCCCAAGGGACUCAACCCAGGAAAGGCAAUUGCAGAGAUCAAGAAAAUGAUGGCGACUUACAAAGAGAAGAAAGCAGCAGCCUCAUGAACAUCUGAAAACCCUGCUCGCUCAGGAUGAACUUAAGUCAGGACGGGGGAGAAGGGACGUCCAGCACCUUUUAUGAUAUUCAUGAGUGUUUGGAUAUGUGGGAGUGUGACUGUAUAAGGGAGAAUUUAACAGGAAAAAAAGAUGAUGGAAGUUCCAAGCAAAAAUAUUUUGAUUGAUUGAACAUGUUGGAUGACAUUUCUGCUUUUUGUGUGCAUAGUGAUGUUGUAAUUACUCUCAUGAAUUGUAUUCACACUGUAAAUAUUUAUUUUUCUGUUAAUUAAAGUUAUGCUGAUCUCAUUAAGGAAGUCAAAUAUAAGUAUUUGCAAGAGGAAAGGACACACCCAUACGCUUUUGUUAAUUGCCUUUGCAACCUAAAUGACAAUAAACAGUACUGAAGGAUCCAA
This is a messenger RNA of Scophthalmus maximus (turbot), 1340 nucleotides long. RefSeq names its product succinate dehydrogenase [ubiquinone] iron-sulfur subunit, mitochondrial. Gene Ontology annotation, biological process: aerobic respiration; respiratory electron transport chain; tricarboxylic acid cycle. The transcript is spliced from 8 exons. The record is from RefSeq and is a predicted model, not a curated record. Gene Ontology annotation, molecular function: 2 iron, 2 sulfur cluster binding; electron transfer activity. The coding region runs from base 91 to 936 and encodes 281 amino acids. Lineage: Eukaryota; Metazoa; Chordata; Actinopteri; Pleuronectiformes; Scophthalmidae. Gene Ontology annotation, cellular component: mitochondrial membrane.